Messenger RNA from Centropristis striata (black sea bass), 5805 nucleotides. Its product is annotated as protein phosphatase 1H-like. Gene Ontology annotation, molecular function: protein serine/threonine phosphatase activity. The coding region runs from base 455 to 2038 and encodes 527 amino acids. The transcript has 10 exons. The record is from RefSeq and is a predicted model, not a curated record. Gene Ontology annotation, biological process: protein dephosphorylation. Lineage: Eukaryota; Metazoa; Chordata; Actinopteri; Perciformes; Serranidae.
CCAUGACUGUUCAUAAUUGUAUGCUUUUACAAUUCACUUUAAAAGUGAACAUAAACCUGGACACCAUGGGUGAAUUAACAUUUUUUGCAGUGUGCAUCCAUGGUUGCGUCACAUGACCCGUUAAUCUUCAGUGUAUUUCCGCGUUCACGACGGCCGAGCUGUUAUCAAUGACUGUCCAUGGGUGUGCAAGGUUUUACCGAAUGCAUCGGAGCUGUUUCCAUCAUCCUCUCCUCCGGCUGCGGCUGUUGUCUCCGCGCUAAAUGAAUGAAGCUUUAACCAUCUGAGGUCCUCCUCCUCCUCUUCCUCCUCCUCUUCCUCCACCUCCGCCGCCGCCUCUUGUUCUCCAUCAAGCCUGUCGUCGACCAGCGCGGCCGAACUGGGGGGGAAUCCGGGGAAAGGGAGCCGCGGCGCCGCGCACCGGCCGACUGACACCCCGCCGCGACGCGCCACCAACAUGCUCACCCGGGUCAAGUCCGCAGUGGCCGGAUUCAUGGGCGGAAUCAUGGCCGGGGGCAGCUCCGGCGGAGGGGGCAACACUGGCUCCGAGCUGCCCAUGAAAUUCCCCUAUAUGAGACCUGAGUUCCUUGGACUGUCCCCGGAUGAGAUCGAGUGCUCCGCGGAUCACAUAGCUCGGCCCAUCCUCAUCCUGAAGGAAACAAGGAGAUUACCGUGGGCCACCGGAUACGCUGAGGUGAUUAAUGCUGGUAAGAGUGCCCUGAAUGAGGACCAGGCCUGCUGCGAGGUGGUCAUAGCAAGGAGGCGGCCAAUGAGCUACUGCCCUCCGUCAACGCCCAGCAAGACCCCAACAGCCAAGAGACGCAACUCCCUGCCCAACGGAGAGGGCCUCCGCAUGGAGUACGGCAAGCUGGGAGAGGACAGUGAGGGGCUGGUGUUCCACUACUGGGCCUUGUUCGAUGGCCACGCCGGCUCAGGUGCAGCAGUUGUCGCCGCCCGCCUACUGCAGCACCACAUCGCCUGCCAGCUCCAGGCCGUCAUCGAGAUCCUACGCAACUUGGCCUCCCUGCCCCCGACUGUCCUGGGCGAGGAGCCCGACAACAACCCCUACCUCCAGGGAAACACCCCGGGGCCUCAUCGAGCCCUGACCCGGGCCGCCUCUCUGCGCGGGGCCGCAGGUGCUCCAGGUUCCCCGUGCAACACCCCGCCGCCUCCCCCGCGCUUCUUCACGGAGAAGAAGAUCCAGCAUGAGAGCCUGGUGAUAGGGGCCAUAGAGAACGCCUUCAAAGAGAUGGAUGCCCAGAUUGAGAGAGAGAAGCAAGUCUAUAACAUCACAGGAGGAUGUACGGCUCUCGUUGUGGUUUACCUGCUCGGAAAACUCUAUGUUGGGAAUGCAGGUGACAGCAGGGCUAUCAUUAUUAGAAACAAUGAGAUCAUUCCCAUGUCAACAGAGUUCACACCGGAAUCAGAGCGACAGCGCCUCCAGUUCCUGGGUUUCAUGCAGCCUCACCUGUUAGGAAAUGAGUUCACGCACCUGGAAUUUCCCCGGAGAGUCCAGAGGAAGGAGGUGGGCAAGCGGAUGCUCUACAGAGAUUUCACCAUGAACGGAUGGGCAUACAAAACCAUUGAGGAUGAAGAUCUCAAGUUUCCACUGAUAUAUGGGGAAGGCAAAAAGGCACGAGUGUUGGCAACCAUCGGUGUGACCCGUGGGCUUGGUGACCAUGAGCUCAAAGUUCAUGACUCCAACAUCUACAUCAAACCGUUCCUGUCCUGCUGCCCCGAGGUUAAGGUUUAUAACCUGAUGCAGUAUGAGCACGGGGCUGAUGAUGUUCUAGUAAUGGGAAGCGAUGGCCUCUGGGACGUCCUCUCCAACCAGGAGGUAGCCGAAGUUGUCAGCACGUUCCUAGCCAACUGUGACCCAGAUGACCUCCACAGGUAUACAAUGGCAGCCCAGGACCUGGUGAUGCGAGCACGUGGCAUGCUGAGGGACAGAGGCUGGAGGAUCACGGAUGAGCGCCUGGGCUCCGGAGACGACAUCUCAGCCUUCAUCAUACCCCUGAUGUAUGGAAACCGUCAGCCCUGAGGAGCCUGACACAGAUGCUGCGGUCCAAGUGCAUGUAGGCUCCUGUAUUGAACUGAGAACCCCCAUUCGGUUUCCUCAGUGCCGUUUUUUAGCACAUUAAUUUUCUUUCUUAGACCAAGGACGUACUUUGUCUGUGUUUUAUAUCUCUACAGGAGUUCAAUAUUAGUCAGCCGCUCUGAAAAAACAUACAAAGUUUGACACAUGGCAAUUCAAUUUAAUUUGUGUUGCUCAUUAAAACGGUCGAGAAGUAAUUUUGGCCAAUUGAAAAUUAAUAAAAGUGCUGGAGAAAAUUGGUUGUGGCUGGCCCUGAACUUCUGCAGAGGUGUAAAGGCUGAAAUAGACGAAUGAUCUUCCAGAGUGAAGAAAAUACCUCUUUUCUUUCUGUCCAUUUGACCUUGAUUGCAGUACUGUACAUGGCCCCUUUUCUUCCUUCUCUUUAUUCUUCCCCUCUUCUCCUAUACUGUACAGUAAAGUUGUUUUUAAAAAAAACGAAAACAAAAAACCUUUGUCUCGUGACCAUGGACCGAGCUGAAGGGUCAGCUGCGUUUUCUGUUUCGCCACAGUGUGGCUUUGAAGGAUUCACUCGUUGAAGAACUGCUUCCAGAUUGCUUUUCAAAUUACAGCCAGAGUGAAGCGAUGAGACUUUGGCUUGAACCUGCGUUGCUGUUCCCAUUCUGAGCAUCUUGUUGUCAUUUCCAAAGGCUUUCAGUUGAGCUCAGGAAGUCUAAAGUCUUUUAUCACAUGGAAAGUUGGGGGGUGUUGUUGCAUGCUGUUUCACGUGCAACCAGUUAUCAUGUUUCUGAGAAUGUGGAUGCAGAAGAAAAGAGACGAGGAUCUGAAGUCGACGACCUGAAAGUAGCAAGACAAAUCAGGAAUCAGUCUCACUGUGGAGUGAGAGAUCCAGGAGAUAAUACUGUAGUUUGAUAUGGUUUGUGGACAGUUUCAUAUGGCAUAAUUGAACAUGUGCAUAGAAAAAUAUGUUCACUGUUACAAGUCAUUUAAUCUGAUACGGAAUCUUAAAUUGUAAAAAUGUUCCUAAGAAUCAGUUAGUCAUCAGUGAGUUUAUGUUUAGCUGCAAUCAGUUAGUAAAACUAGAUCAGUUUGUGGAACAGACAUACUUAGACAUUUAGGGAAAUAUAUUUGCUUUAUUGCUAAGAGUUCGAUGAGAAGAUUGAUACCAGUCCUCUCCCUCUUAAAGGUAAAUGAGUUCUCUGAAAUCUUAAAAUUAAUUCAUUUUGUGCUGGAAAUACACCACAUUUCAGUUUAUACAUACAUUAAAGGAGAUGUUACAUGUUUACUUGCAAGCUUUACAGUUACUGGUAGGCUCCCGUGGACAGAAACAGGCCUGAUGUUUCUCGCGGCUUCCUCUCUCUAAGCAAAACUAAGCUAACAGUCUCGUUUGCACAUUAUAAUAGAACAGCUAAUUUGUUAAUUAUCUUAGCUUUGUACAAAAACUGGAGACGGGGGAAACAGCUUGCACGUCUCUGUCAAAGCUGACAAAAUCUGCAUCUUGAGUGCUUUUAUUACCACAUAUCUCAUUUAUCUCAGUUAAUUUGCACAAACAAGAGGGUUAAAACAAGUGUUUUUACACUGCAGUUCUGUUUGUGUUAAUGUCGUUGCCUUUCGACAAAGACAAAGAGAGCUGAUAGUUGCUUCAUACUUGUUCUCAUCUCUGCAAAAAACGAACAAGUAUGUAAUGUAAGUAAAUAAUUUACUAUUCCAGUUUAACUGUACACCAAGAAACUUUAUAUUUGUGGAGUUAAGUUUUUCAAGAAAUCCCUUUCACGCUUAGCAAAACGCCUCAUUUCCACGUAGUCUGGGUGUGUAUGCGAGUCAACCGGAAAAUUUAUUAACUCCUGUUUGAACCCUUGUUUUUUUGGGGAGAGGAUUUUUGGUCCUGGAUUUGAACUGGUAUUACAGACACGAAACAAAACUGAGUGAACACAAACCGUUAGAUUAGAUGACUUGUAGUUAAGUAUGCUAGCACUUUAGUCUGAUCCACAUCAUUUACCAAGCUGCCGCAAUAUUUAAAUGAAGAGGCAACUAUUCCCUGCAGCAGGGAAUAUUGAAUUAAAUUUAUAAUUUCUUUUAAAAAAUCAUGAAAUACAAUCGAAGUCAUCCAAACAAAAGUUUGGCAGAGAGAGAAACUGAAGGUUUUUGUUGGCUUUGACAUGUUCUGCAUGUUUCAUGAGCUUUAGAUGCUUUAUACGGAUCCCAUUUGUCUUCAGAAGGACAGGGUCGGGAGUAAUAAUGUACUGAAUUUGGAUGUAGUGAUUUACUGUGUGUCAGUGCAUGCAGUAACAUAUUGUAGGCCUGGGAAUAUGAGCGACGGUGCAAUGGUUUACACUGCUGUUUGUUUUUAUAUGGACUGAAUUUGUGUUUCUGUAAUGUAUCAAAGCGUUAGUGAUAAUGUUAUUUGUUUGUAAAUGUGCAUAGACCAAGGAAAUAUAUUUCUAAGGUUGUCGUUCCUUUAGAGUUAUUAGCAUUCCAGACAUUUACCAUAAGAGCAUUGCGAGGAAAGGGAAUGAAAUGAAACAAAAAUGCUAAUAGCCACAUUAGCAAACAAAACAACAUUUUUGUUGCACUUUUUAAUCUUGCUGACUGGACUUGAGAAAGAAAAAGCAGAUAUAAGGAGUUCAGCUUGUCGGGAAACAGUGUCGCGGCCUCAGAAGCUUAUGUGCAUGUGUGUUUUUUCUUCCCUACAUUAUUAUUCUGCAUUCAUACACUCUUCAGACAACCGCACUGGGUUGAGAUGUAGGUGAUGAGACGUAGUCUGGGGGAAGGAGAAACUUCAGAAAGGUCAUCAUUUUUUUUCCUAAAGUUUGAUUCCAAUCAGGGAAGAAAACUGCAUUAAAGUAAACCUGCAUGUGUUAAGUCCUCGACUGACAAUAUAAGAGUGGGUUUUAUCUUUUUUUUUUUUAUCCUCAAUAGCGAUGUAAAGUUUUGGAGUAGCACUGGUUUUACUUUAGGCUCGACUGUCAAUUAUGAAUAUGUCUUCUGAUUUCAUAAAACCUCCCGUACAGACGAUUGAUUCCAUAGAAGUUAAUUUGGAAGUUGUAUAGUGCCAGGAUGAGGAAGCCAUUGUUAAGGGAAUAGUUUGACAUUUUGGGACCCACACGUCCUUGCUUUCUGAUGGAGCACAUUUCCCAAAUUGUCAAACUUUGUUUUACGUCGCAUGAUAUGUGCCAUUGAGUAGCAUGGGCUAUUGAUCAUCUUAGCUUUGACGUUUUUGCAGUUGACAAUUAUUGACAUUCCUCCAAGCAGCAGUCAUUUACAUUUGCCUCAAGUUCAUAUGGUGCAUUUUCCUCCUGUACAUUCCAUAAAUUAUUUAAUUUAAGAAUUUUGUACUGUAUUAUCUCAUUAUAUGUUGCAUCUCUAAUUCCAUCAUAUAAGCUACUUGACAGUUUCCAAGUUUUUAAAAACUUCUUCUUUAUUUAAUUUGAUUUUUAAAAUUGUACUUGUAAAAUUGUGGAAUUUUUAUUUUAUUUUGCAUUACAAGAAUAAAGUCAAAGUGUUGAGAAUAAAGCAGAGAUAAUGGAGAAAAAAGCUGAACCUUUAGUGUAAGUACCAGAUAAAAAAAAGAAAUCAGAAUGGAAGAUCUUUUUUUGUAUUUCAGGAACAAAGUUGAAAUGUUAGCCAUAAAGUUGAAAGUUGAAAUGUCUCAAAAGUUCAACUUCAAGAUUAAUCUUGACAUUCUGACUUUAUUCUCUGAAAAAAAAAUUAUACCUGGUACUAAAACUUGAAAGGUUGCCUUUUUUUAAUGUCAA